UUCUAGCAACGUUUCAUCUACAUUUUCCAACUUAUCGCUCUAUAGAAGUAGAAGUUUUAACGUGAAGACAGAAAGACGUUCAAAGUUAGUAUUCGUUGGAACAGGUAGACUGCAGACACCGCAACUGCUGAAGGAACUACCUCUUGUAGAGACUGUGAAGAGCGAAUUCACAUCAAGGCACAGUUUAGAAUGGAAGUUCCUCUACUUAGACCAUAGAGCUCCUCCCAUUAUUGGCUAUCUGCCUUUUGAACUUUGGGCACCUCAGGCUACGACUACUACCACAUUGAUGAUCUGGAGAAGGUAGUAAAAUGCCACGAAGCGCUAAUGCAAAAAGGAGAAGGCACCUCAUGUUAUUAUAGAUUCUUAACUAAAGGUCAGCAAUGGAUUUGGUUGCAGACGAGGUACUACAUUACUUAUCAUCAAUGGAACUCUAAGCCUGAAUUUAUUGUUUGUACACAUAGAGUAGUAAGUUACUCGGAUGUCUUAAAACAGUAUCGCGAGGGUUCCAAUAGUGAGUCACUGUCCACAGCGUUUGGCGAGCAAUCACCAGCCAUGAGCGUGAAGACAACAGGAGGAGGAGGCUUGUCUUGGCUGAGUUCCAGCGGGGGCGACGCGAAGUCUAGAGGCACCAUUAGGCCAGGCUCGGCCUCGGAUUGCACAUCAGUUUCGUGUGAUUCCCCUGGGUCAAAAUAUUCGUCUUCCAUCCACCGACCAGCUCACAAACGUUCUACCAGUUAUCAGGGUCACCAAACGCAUCACAGUCAGCAACAAUCUCUGACCGGCAAGACGAUACCUGUCAAUCAGCACCAGUCGACGGCUCCAUCACCUGACCAACAAGCAGUACCACUUUCGCCUCAACAGCAACAUAUGAUGACCGCGCAGGUGCAACCGCAGGCGAUGUCACCCCAGGCGUUCGUGGAACCACCUCCGCCGCAGUACGUGGCUGCAAUACCACUACAGUCUGCUACUAUAGUGCCCAAUUUUGCUACUGCUCCACCUGCGGCGGUGCUAUCACCAUUACCGGAGGUCGACAACAUGGUGAUGUCAUCCGCUCAGUCUCAGCUUCAAGUUGAUCUUCAGAGAAAACAUGCGCAGCUUCAAGCUAUCAUCGAUCAACAGCAACAGGAACUGAGGAGGGUAUCUGAACAGUUGCUCAUGGCUAGGCUUGGAUUGUUGCCUGGGUCACAAGCACAAGCCGUUGUGCAAAACGUUCCGAUGCAGUAUCACCAAUCAGUGACGACAUCAGUUACCGGAGCCCCAUCCUGUACCGUCAGCAGUACCUCGGCAGCCGGUUCAGCCCCAACAGAUGAGAUGCUGCAUGGAGUACCGGGGGGUGGACAGGUGAUCGUUCCUGUAUCGGGGUCGCUACAACCUCCUGUGGGAGGACCCGCGCCUCAACCGUCAGUCUCAGGUCAUACUCAUAUCACUGCUACGAUCAUCUAUAGCCAGCCGGACUCAAAUACGCAAGGAAAGUGAACAAGUGUCAAAUUGACUCUAAACGAAGAGUUAUGAUUGAUAGUGUGCUUUAUAUUAUUGAAACUAGUUUGCUCUUCUGAUACCUGUUUAUAAGUCCAGGAGAUAAAUACGUUUGGCUAUGCAAAAGGGAUGCACCGAAAACCACUUUUGUCAAAACGCGAUUAGCAGAUGCUCUGACAGAUUCGAGUACUGAUUACGAGAUACUCGGUACAUUGAUUUGCUCUGUUACUGUUAGUGAUUAUAUUUGAGUUUCUAAAAGGUCUCUUUACUAAAAAAAAAUAUUCAUCCGUCCACGUUCACGCACCAACAGAAGAGUUUCCAGAAGUUUUGCUCAUCAAAUAGUCAAGACUCUUGCAACAGUUAGAUAUACAGGGUGUUAGGGAAAUAAUGCUCAUAACUUCAAGUGGUGAUUGCUUGCAUUAUUCUAAGCAAAAAAAGUUAAUUCUAACGUAUGUCCGAAAAUCAAUCGUUUUCAAGGAAAGUGAUUCGUAAAUAAUUAAAUUUUCUCAAACAUUUGGCAACGCUGCAACGCAACCGCGAUACGAGCGCACGACGACCGCAACUGUUUACGUUUGUAUGAUAUUUUUGUUGAAAAUAUGCCUUGAAUUAUUGAAUAGUUUUACGCAAUUUUUCGUGGCUGAUAUUUUUUAUUUAACAACGCUUUCAGUACAGUACAUUGACUUAAAAAAAAUGACAGAACUUACCAGAGAUACACACCACCAAUUCCCACGAUUAUCAGUCACUUGCUUGAAACGAUGCGAUGCACGAAAAAAGAAAACCAACAUCCGUAAAUCAUAUAAAGUUACAGUUAAAUGUAUUGGUAAUCACAACAACAUGCGAUGAUAUAUUAUGCAGUGCAGGCGGGGUACGACAUUGCCAGUUGUGUGAGGGAUUUUGUUUGUCUGUUUUUCUUCGGAAAAUUGUAUUUUUAAUAAGCAAGAAAAUUAUUUUGUUACACACAGCUAAUUAAUAGAUAGAUGUAUUGUUACAUUUUACUCUAUUAGGCAUAUGAAUUUGAAUUAUUAAGGUGAAUAAUUAAUUUAUUUCAUGACUAAAAAGAAAUAAGUUCAGCAUGUUUUUACUCCGAAACGGUUGAUUUUCGGACAUAGGUUAUAAUGAACUUUUUUCAUCAGAAUAAUGCAAGGAAUCACCUCUUAAAGUUACGAAUAUUAUUUCCCUAACACCCUGUAUACGAUUACGUUUUACUCUGGUAUUCAGCUACGAUAUUGAGUUAAAAAUGAAACCAUAUUUGGAAAUCACAUUUUUGUAACAUUUGUUUUUAAUAUCUCCUAUUGCAAAAGAAUAGAUAAAAGGUAUCGAUAUCGUUAACCUGCACUGUUCUUGAAGGUAGAUAACAUGAGGCUUCAUGCUAUUACCUAAUAGCAUCGCUGUCAACCAUGAGCCGGUAUGAACAUUUCUUGACGUGAAGGUUAAAUGAAGAGAAACAUUGUUUAUGUACCAUGGGGGCGGAAGUUAUAGUUGUUUGGAAGUUCAUGCAAAAAGAUUCUUCUAAAUAAUGUUUUUAACUAAAAUGUGCAGGAUUCUGAUUUGUUUCAAAACUCUAAAACUUCCUUUGCCAAUAGAAAUGGAAUCUACUUAAAAAUAUGACAACUUUGUUACAGACAUCACAGAAUAUGUUUUUCUAUAAAGUAUAAAUUAUCGUUGUUACUUGUAUUCAUAUGAUCAAGAAAAUUUUAAAUAAUUUGGCCCUUAAAACCCUUAGAAGCUCGAAAAGACACGAUAUUGAAGAAUUACAUUUUUUGAUUACCCGCUCGAGUAUUUUGAUACUCGCCGAUAGAGCCGAGUACUAGCUGCAUCCCUAGUAUGCAAAAAAAUUGUUGGAGUAAAACAAUCCAAACUUAUUUACACCUUAUGUCGCUUAGGUGUUUACGUAUUUGUUUCCUGGAUGUAUACACAGGCAUUGAAACGAGCACGUUUUAUUAUUUAUUGAAUCGUUUUUUAAACAUUUCUCCGAUGCUUUGAAAGGCUUACUAUCACUUCUCAACUAUUUGAAGUGAGACUCAAGUUUAUAACACCUUGUAAGACCGCAGUCUCAUACCACCUUUUCUAUUCAGAUCAGUAUACAGUGCCGGCCAACGUGGUUUUUCCAUUUUGAUUUCCAUGUGUACGAGAGAGAAGCGUAUUGAAGAGAGUGCGUAAUAUAACCGUCGUCACCGCGUUGCCUGGCAAUGGCAGUGGUGGAGAGCGCGGAGUAACUUACGUAUUGCAAGGUGUAGCACGCUUCUCUCUCUCUCUCUCUCUCUCUAUCGUAGACAUGGAAAUCUGAAAGGAAAAAGAACAUUUCCGAACACUGUAUGUUUCAAAUCUAGUUUGUAUAGAGAAAGACGUUAAGCUCGGAUUGCCUAUCGAAUACCUACCACCAAUGCUUUAAAAUUAGUUCAAUGGUAGAUUUUGAGUUCAGUUAUACUGACAACUCAAGAAAUACGUUUCGAUAAUGGUAUAAUGUAUUCGUCAGCAUGAAGUUGUCCAUGCUAUCACGACGACGUCUUGGUGGUGAGGAACGCUUACGGGACUACAACCUCACCGGUUUAUCGCUAAGUUGAACGAUUUGACGUGCCUAUCUAAAAAGAUCGUAAGUCACAAUUUUAAGAUCUCUAUAAGAAAGUUUUCAAUUAGUAUAAGAAUUGUAAAUAUUAGCCAUUUUAAAUUUUAUAUUUUCAAAAAUAAAGUAUCAUCGUAUGUAUUUUUCCAUCAAUUUUAUAUUGACAUAAGGUCAUAUAUCACGUUUCUUAUGAGUUGGUAUUAUAUGUGUCAUCAUCUACAUUUUUGUCUGUUUCACCGUUCAUAAAGGACAUGAGCGAUUUUCCAAUGUUUCAAAUUUUGUUCCGUCUCUCCUGCAUAUCUUUUAGAUGAGUACCUCAAAUUAUUGAUAUGAAGUAGAUAUCUACGGUCACGAGAACCAAAAGGCAAUGAAAGCUAUCAGAAGAUCACGAUUAAUGGAUAGUUAGGCCUUUCAUUGCUUUGAGAAAGCAAGAGACACGUUUUCGUAUCUUAGAAAAAUCAGUGCUAUGUAAUGUGUUACCAUGAUAUUUGCAAGUUUUUGAAUGACAUUUACUCAAGUUGUAAGUGAAUAUAGAUAUAUGGACUGAGUUAUUUUUUUAUCUGUACAUAUCAGUGGUAUAUACUGGAUUUGUUAGUUUCCUUUUACACCGUAAAGAUCGUAAUUUUCAUGUAAUACACUUUUCCUUCACCCCCGCAGGGCUGUUUCGUAUCUUGAAAAGUGACAUUGUGUCAUUUUCUGACAUUAUAUAGGUUUUUUGUGACAUUAUGUAGGUUUUUCUACAAGAUGUCCACUCAGCACUAGCUAUUGUACACUUGUUGUGUACUCGUUCCGUAGCUGUACGUGUUGCCUAAAUGUCAUGAUGCUUCAGCUAUCAAUGUUUGAAUCUGAUGUGAUGUAACAUCUCGUUCAGAGGUAGCAUUAUUCUAUUGGUCUCUUGUCUCAAAUAUACAUACUUGAGAUGUGUCCAAAGGUAAAAAUUAAUUACGCAUCCGCUUUUUCAACCUAGAAAUUGCAUAUGCAAAUUUGCUGAAUUUCAGAAAAGAAAGCGAUAGGAAAAGAAAAUCCUUGUUUGAUAAAACUAAUAGGUGAGAAAAUAUGGUACAUACACGAAUAUUUAUAUAUAUAUAUAUAUAUAAACGUAAAAAAGUUAUU
Messenger RNA from Acanthoscelides obtectus, 5152 nucleotides. Lineage: Eukaryota; Metazoa; Arthropoda; Insecta; Coleoptera; Chrysomelidae. The record is from the annotation of a GenBank genome assembly.